UUUAAGAUAUUGGAGCUCCCAUCAUAUUUCAAAUCUGUGUGGUUAUUAUCGAUGGAUUUGGUGUUGCUUUCAUCAUAGAUGAUUAUAUAAUCAAUGAGAAAUCUUGGAAUAUGCUUUAACUUCGAUAAUUGGGCACCUAUCCGGAGAUGGACACUGAUGGGAGGAGGGCCAAUGGACUCAAAUAUGAGUGCUUGCUUUUUGAUAUGGAUGAUACUUUAUACCCUAUGAGCUCAGGUCUCAACUUGGCUUGCCGCAAGAACAUAGAAGAGUUCAUGUUGCAUCACUUGCAUAUUGAAGAAAGUGAAGUACCAAGGAUGUGCCUUGAAUUGUAUAGAGAAUAUGGAACGACUAUGGCUGGUCUGAAGGCUCUUGGUUACGAAUUUGAUGAUGAUGAGUUCCAUGCUUUUGCUCAUGGAAGAUUACCUUAUGAAAAACUGAAGCCUGAUGCUGUAUUAAGGAACCUUCUACUUUCCAUGCCUCAGAGGAAAAUAAUAUUCACUAAUGCUGACGAGGCGCAUGCAGCUGAAGUUCUGAAAAGGUUGGGAUUGGAAGAUUGUUUUGAAGGAGUCAUAUGCUUUGAAACCCUUAAUCCUCCUACUGAAACUGCUAAUUACACGGAUGCAUUAGAUAAUGAUGCAGUCCUUGCAGGAGGUGAAGCAGAGCAUAAAACACUUGAUGAUGCUAAAAAAGAAAGUUCCCACUCCAAGCCACGAAUCCUCUGUAAACCCUCUUUAGAGGCCAUUGAAGCAGCUAUCCGAAUCGCAAAUGUUGACCCCAAGAAAACGAUCUUCUUUGAUGACAGUGCUAGAAACAUUGCAAGUGGGAAAGCAGCAGGACUUCAUACAGUCAUUGUAGGGAAGUCAGUCCCAGUGCCAGGCGCAGACUAUGCUUUGAGUAGCAUCCACAAUAUCAAAGAAGCAAUACCCGAAAUAUGGGAGGGUGAAGGAGAACAGCAAGAGCAGGUUAUCCAGCCCAGUGCUGUUGAAACAGUGGUCCUCGCUUAGGUUUCUCUUCAGUUCACACAUACAAAAAUCCUGGUAUCAAGCGGACUGUAUGGUAAAGGCUAAAAGAGUGGGAAAAUAGUAGAUGAUGCUUAAUUCAAAACCACCAUGCAGAUUUCAUAAUAAAACCUUAUCAGAGGAGUUAAAAGAUCAUUGUAUUUGACAUGUUCAUGCAAAAAGCCAAACUCAUAGUUGGUGGCACUACCGCACUAAAGAAAAGGAAAAUAUGGUUACAAUUAAUCUAACAAGGCUCUGUUCAGUUGAGAGUGUAA
This is a messenger RNA of Hevea brasiliensis (rubber tree), 1273 nucleotides long. RefSeq lists its product as uncharacterized. Lineage: Eukaryota; Viridiplantae; Streptophyta; Magnoliopsida; Malpighiales; Euphorbiaceae. The record is from RefSeq and is a predicted model, not a curated record. Bases 147 to 1004 code for a protein of 285 amino acids. The transcript has 8 exons.